Bemisia tabaci is the source of this 1945-nucleotide messenger RNA. NCBI's taxonomy places the organism in Eukaryota, Metazoa, Arthropoda, Insecta, Hemiptera, Aleyrodidae. The record is from RefSeq and is a predicted model, not a curated record.
UUUCCCUUUCGUGAUCGUGAGCUUUUUAAUUUAACUUUAUAUUCCCUAAUUUUGUAUGUUGGUGUUGUCAUUACCUUUAAAAGACUCCUUAAAUAUAAUACCAAACCUUUGGCAGCACUUGGUAAAGCUCGUCACUAAUAAAUAAUGUGCUCUUGAAUUAUCAUUGAUUUAAGUUUCUGUUUGCCGAUGGCAUUUAGUGAAUAGACCUGGUUGCAAAGGAUCCUAAUUUAACAUCAGUUUCGAUCAAAACAUUAGGUAUCAUGGCAGAGAGACAAAAAAUACUUGUUGCUGGGAAUGUCAAUGGCAACUUCAAAACCCUUUUCAAUAGAAUAAACUCAAUUGUUAAGAAAAAUGGCCCUUUUGAUUUCAUGCUGUGUGUUGGUGACUUUUUCUCUGCAUCGGAUGAUAGUUGGGAACCUUACCGAACUGGUCAUUUGAAAGUGCCUCUACCAAUCUACAUUCUGGGACCCACCAAUGCUAACCUUGUCAAGUAUUAUUCUGACCUAAAUGGAUGUGAACUGUGCCCCAAUGUGAGCUAUCUAGGCAAACAAGGAAUUUUUCGGAACAGCGCAGGUUUAAGAAUAGCCUACCUAAGUGGAGCUGAAAGUGUAGAUAAAUCAGACGUCACUUUCACAGCUAAAGAUGUCACUACCCUCAGAGACAACUGCAUAAAGGGUCAACCAUCUUACCUUGGGACUGAUAUCUUGAUAACAUCAUGUUGGCCUGAGGAUAUCACUAACUUAGAUCCCUCUCCGGUUGAAGAUCCGCCAAAAGGCUCAUUUUGUGUUUCAUGGUUAGAUGUCCAGAUCAAACCUCGCUACCAUUUCAGUCCAUCUCCUCAUAAAUAUUAUGAGAGACCACCUUACAAGAAUGUUGGAUCCCCCCAUGAACAACACUGCACAAGGUUCAUAGCGCUGGCUGAUGUGGGGAACACUGGCAAAGAUAAAUGGAUCUACGCUCUGAGCAUUGAGCCAAUUGACAUGAUGCUGAAGAAAGACUUGCUUACAGCAACAACCGAUUCAACAAACUGCCCAUUUAAGGAGCAAUGCUUUUCCCAAAACUUGUCAGCUGACAGACCAGAGCAAUUUUUCUACAAUAUGAAUUCCUCACAAGAUGAUGGCUACCAGCGCAAAAAGCGGAAAUAUGAUGAUAGUUUUGACAAGAAACGACCAAAAAUUAAUUUUGAUCAAUCAAAAUGUUGGUUUUGUCUGUCUAGUCCAGAUGUAGAAAAACAUUUGAUCAUCAGCAUCGGUGAAGAGGUGUAUUUAGCUUUAGCCAAAGGUGGUUUGACACCAGAUCAUGCUCUCCUGCUUCCCGUUGCUCAUCAUCAGUCAACAAGUGACAUGCCUGCGUCCAUUCAAAAAGAGCUCAAUCAAUUUAAACAAGCUUUGACCAAAAUGUAUGAAGGCCAAAACAAAGUUCCUGUAUUUUUUGAGCGGAAUUACAAAACUUCUCACCUCCAAGUUCAAGUGAUUCCAGUCCCCUCAAAAUUUGAAGACAGGUUGGAGAAUAUUAUUCAGGAUAACGCUGAAUCUCUUGGAUUCACUUUAGACGAGUUACCUCCUCAUGCUGAAAUGAGACAAGUGGCACCUCCAGGUACCCCUUACUUUCUCCUAGAAUUGCCAUCCGAAGCUCGAUUGUACCACCGCAUCAAGAAAAAUUUUCCAAUCCAGUUUGGGAGGGAAGCUAUAGCUUCUGAGAUCUUUGAUGCUCCUGAAAAAGCUGACUGGAAACAGUGCGUUGUAUCAAAAGAAGAAGAGAUCGAAUACGUGAAGAAAUUCAGACAACUAUUUGAACCUUUUGACUUUACUCUAACGCAAUGAAAAUUUGCAACAAAGUCAGCAUUAGGUUUCUUAAACUCACAGGCCUUUGCACCACCACUUUGAGUGUCCUCACAACUGCUUUUUAAAAAAUAAUUGGUUUUAAACUGAAUCAGCCUUUACGA